Molecule: messenger RNA, 4691 nt
Organism: Nannospalax galili (Upper Galilee mountains blind mole rat)
Lineage: Eukaryota; Metazoa; Chordata; Mammalia; Rodentia; Spalacidae
Gene: Nkpd1
Product: NTPase KAP family P-loop domain containing 1
Exons: 5
Coding region: 1130-3604 (824 amino acids)
Source: RefSeq, a predicted model, not a curated record
GAUUGGCCUUAAACUUGUAGGUGGGCAUCCUGCCUCAGCCUCCCAAAUGCUAAGAAUGAAUGCCAUAUAUAUAUGCCAUUCAUUUCUAGACUAUUCCCCGAAUAGUCUAGAAAGACUGCCCACCAAGAACAUAUAUAUAUAUACGUAGCACCAACUAGUCUAGAACUCCCUAUGUAGACCAGGAUGGCCUCAAACUCACAGAGAUCCACCUGCCUCUGCCUCCUGAGAGUGCCAGGAUUAAAGGCAUUCGCCACCACACCUGACUAUUUUGUUGUUACUUUGAGACAAGGUCUUACUAUGUAGCCCUUGCUAGCCUGGAGCUUGCUAUGUAGACUAGGCUGGCCUCCAACUCAUAGAGAUCCACCUGCCUCUGUUUUCCACACCUAACUGACUUUUUAAUCAGUCAGAGUCUUGCUAUCUAGUCCAUACUGGUCUUGAACUUGGGAGCCUCCUGCCUUGGCCUCUUGAGUGUAGGGAUAACAGGUGUGUACCAUCAAGCCUAGCUGAGUUCCUUCCUUAAAGCACUGGUGGGUGGGGCGUCUACCUCUGUAGUCCUUGGCCUGCCCCUCCACAUCUCCACAAAUGAGCUCUGGGUCCCCCAAUUUGUAUACAUUAUCCCCUGACCCACUCCAUACCUGCCCCUCCCUGAGGUUCACCAGCAGACACUUCAUCUCUGCCUCCCUGGUGGGCCAGAGACUUGGGGUGAGAGGUAGCCUUCCCCAAAUAGUCUAGAAAGACUGACCACCAAGAAUCUUCACUGUGGCAAGAGGAAGUGUGGCCCUGGCAGCAGAGGGCAGCUGAUGCCGGGAAAGAGGGCCACAGUAUCGAGCAUCCCCUUGCCCAGAACCACCCUGGCCUGGGUAGGUAGGGGACAGGCCCCUGUAAGCCCUGCCUCCUUUUAACUUCCCAACCUGCCGGUAUGGCCCAGAUUAAGGGGCUUUGCAUCUUUGGGCUUCAGUUUUCUCAUCUGCAAAGUAGGCAAGACCACAGCUCCAUAGACUGUGAUGAUAAAGGAGGCUGCUGAGACAGGAAACUGCCCCCUGCGUCUGCUGCCACCUUCUGUCGCCAGGGUUCUAUGUGAAGCAUCCAGAGCAGCUCAUGGAGCAGCUCCCCAACAUCACAGCCCGCCAUGCAGAAGAAUUACAAUGUCCGUUUCACCAAGAGUGCCCGAACUCCCAAUGAGCAAUACUUUCUGGAUCCUGAGUUGGGGCACCAAAAAGGAUGCUGUCGUCAGUGGCGCCAGGACCCGGUGGCCACUCGAGCCCAUGGGCCCUGUCAGCCAUCCCCCCAGGCUCACUGGCAGCAGGCCUACCGCAGCCACCGGGGUGGCAGCGGCUGUCGCCGGGGUCCCCAGCCCCCCAUUCUUCAGCGGCAGCGGCAGCAGCAACGGCAGCUCCCACCCCCACCUCCCAGCCCCCUGCGGCAGAGGCUUUGUCCAGUUCGAGGGGCCCAGAAGGGGUCACCCACAAUCGCCACUGCCCCCAUGGAACCAGCCAGCGCCCCCCAGCAGCCCCUGAUGCCUGUCACCUCCUCACCCACUGUGGUGCCCACCAUGGCCAGCAGUGGCCCAGCCCUGCCCUCUACAGCAGCCGGUGCCCUCCUGGAGCCCAGCGAACCCACCGAGGCUCGGCCUCUGCCAGCGCCCGCCUCCUGUGGCUCCUUCACCGCCUAUGGCGCCGACAUCCUGACUGAGGAUGAUGUCUACUGCAGCUGCCUGGCCAAGACUCUGUGCCAUGUGCCCGUCCCUGUGACCGUGGGCUUCUAUGCUCCUUUCGGCUGCCGCCUCCAUAUGAUGUUGGACAAGAUCACCACGCUGAUGCAACAAGAGGCGGCGCAGCGGGAAAGCGAGGAGCUGCAACGCGUGCAGUGGCGGCCGCGGCCGGUGCGCGGCUGGGGCGUCCCGCAGCUGCUGUGGUACCUGGUGUUCCUGCAGCCCAUCAUCACCGAGCUGCACCUGCGGCGCAAGAACGUGCAGUUCCUCUUCAUCCGCUUCAGCGCCUGGCAGUACGCGGGCACCGACAAGCUGUGGGCCGGCCUGGUGACCACGCUGUGCGAGGGCAUCCGCCACCACUACGGCGCGCUGCCCUUCAGCGUCUACUCGGUACUGGGCAACAAGCCGAGCACCAGGAGUCGCGGCUUCUGCCAGCGCGAGUGGCACUGCCGGCUUCGCGUGUGCCUGGCGCUGCUGGCCCUGCUGGCCGCGCUCUGCCUGGGCGUGGGUCUGCUCUACCUGUCUCUGGGGGGCCACGGUCCGGGUCACGCGGGCCACAGCGGCAGCCUGCUCAAGGUGUUUGGAGGCGCGGCCACUACGCUGUCCGGCUCCGGGCUGCUCAUGGCCGUGUACUCGGUGGGCAAACACCUGUUCGUGAGCCAGCGCAAGAAGAUCGAGCGACUGGUGUCGCGGGAGAAGUUCGGCAGCCAGCUGGGCUUCAUGUGCGAGGUGAAGAAGGAGGUGGAGCUGCUCACCGACUUUCUGUGCUUCCUGGAGAUCUACCAGCGGCGCCGGCUGCGCGUGGUCCUGGAGGUCACCGGACUGGACACGUGCUACCCGGAGCGCGUGGUGGGAGUGCUCAACGCCAUCAACACGCUGCUGUCCGACAGCCACGCGCCCUUCAUCUUCAUCCUGGUGGUGGACCCCAGCAUCCUGGCCGCGUGCCUGGAAAACGCGGGUGACAUGAAGGGUACAGCAGAUAACGGCUACCUGUUCCUCAACCGUACCGUCACGCUGCCCUUCUCGGUGCCCAUCAUGGGCCGUAGGACCAAGCUUCAGUUCUUGCACGACGCGGUGCAGAGCCGCGACGACCUGCUGUUUCGCGAGAUUACGCGCAAGCUGCGGCAGCCGGGGAACGAGGGCGAGGGCGCGCAGCUGCUGGCGGUGGAGACGCAGACGGGGGCCGAGCGCUCGCAGGGUCGCAUCGACGCCGAGGCGGCCCGGCGCAUCCAAGAGGCGCUCUUCUGCUUGCACGACGAACGGGACUGUCUCUAUGAAUAUGUGCCCGACAACGUGGUGUCCAUGCGGCGCAUCGUCAACACGGUGCCUAUCACCGUGCGCCUGCUGCAACAGCAACAGCAGGCAGACUGCAUGGGGCCCACGCCACGCCAGGCCGUGGCGUGGGUGGUGCUCGCCAACCAGUGGCCUUGUCGCCUCAGCUGGGUGCUGCAAUGCCUGGAGGACCGACAGCAGGCGGGGGGCGCGCCCGAGGGUCGUGCCCGCCUCUGGGACGUGUUCUGUGACAACAGUCGAGAGCUGCACACCAUGACCAAGGCAUUGCAGAACGUGCUGGACCUGGAUGGUGACCCGGAGCUCUUUGAGCGCUUCCUGGGUGCUGACUUCCCCUUCACCGUGACUGAGGCGCAGAGCUUGCUGCGCUGCACAGUCAACCUGGACCAUUCCAUCCGCCGCCGCAUGGGUCUCAUCAGGGCGGUCAGCGCCCUCAAACCGCCCAGCCCGCCGAAGUCCCCAGCCCAGGACGCCCCCCAGGCCACCCCGGGAGCCAAUAACGCCUCUGGGGCAUCGGAGGCGGGCGGUGGGCCAGGACACAGCAAAGCAGCACAUCACCCCCGGGACCGGACCCAUGGGGGCAAGCCAAGGCCCAUGGCCUGAUCCCUUAACUGUGGGGGGACGAAGGCCAUUUGGGCCUAGGCUGAAAAACGCUAGCAGCCGCAGGUGGCAUCAACUCCUGGCCUGCCCUGAUGAGGGUGUGGGGGCAGGGCUGAACUCAAGAUCAAUGGGGCCUGGGGUGGCCACACACCCAGGCGACCUUGAGAGGCCAGCAGGUGGUAGCCUCCAGAACCAGACACUGUGCCCGUGCCAGAGUCAGAGCAGGUACAGAAGGGCCAGUGAGGAACACAGGGGUCAAGUGCAAUAAAAGAAGCUGUGGAAAGCCGGGGGUUGAGCUUCAUGUCCUGGAUUCUCUGGCUAGGUGAGGGGGUACCCACCCUGCCCAGCCCAUUUCCUCCUGAGGAAGCCAGGCCUAUGAGCUGCUUCCUGGCAGCUAAAGCUGGCAUCCUGGGUGGCAGGAGGCCUGUGUGGGGGCGGUGGGUGAGGCUCCGGGGGCUGGAGAGAUGAAGGGCAGACGCCAGGUUGACUCAGGCAAAGGGAGUGCCCAGGCCUCAGGGUAUCUCAGGCCCUUUGUCCCCACACCCUAGCCUGCCCUCUGCGGGCAGGGCGGGAACUGGCAUUUCUGAGGGUGAUGCCUGUGACCUCAGCGGGUGGCUCAGCCCUCAGUGUGUAGGUUAAUGAGGCCUCAGCCAGCUGAGUAGGUGGCACUGCCACCUCCAGACAGGUAACUGUCCAAGAGAAACUAUUCAGGUGCCUGUUUUACAGGUCACUGCUGGUUAAUCCACAUCACUGGUUACUAGAGACAGGGAAGUUGAGGGACAGGGAUUGGGACACGAGGGAUUAUAGAGUCUGAAGAAAGCCUGGCCAGAGAGCACAGACUACAGCUGGGUCCUACCCUGCCAGCACUGUCAGAGACAGGGAUGGUUGUCACUCCUGUGGGCUGGCUCUGAUUUUUCAGUGGUCAAAUAUGCAGCCACACAGGCAGGCUGGAGGUCUGUGCACUGUGGUGCAGAGAGGAAGCCUCAGGACUCAACACUGAGCUACAUGGAGACAGAGAUCAAGGGAUGACUUCCUUUUCCUUUUUAAUUAAUUAACUAUGUAGGCUUUUUUGGAGACAGGGUCUCCCCAG